Messenger RNA from Colletotrichum costaricense, 204 nucleotides. RefSeq lists its product as uncharacterized. The transcript has a single exon. Lineage: Eukaryota; Fungi; Ascomycota; Sordariomycetes; Glomerellales; Glomerellaceae. The record is from RefSeq and is a predicted model, not a curated record. Bases 1 to 204 code for a protein of 67 amino acids.
AUGGUCGACGUCGUCCUCGGCAUGACUCGGAGGCGGCGGCAUUGGGAUGCGAGUGCCACAGCUGGUCUGAGGCUGCGCCCCGUGGCGGCGAACGGCUCCGAGGUCUCGGCCCUCACAGCGUCUCAGCUGCGCCCUAUGACCGGCGCUGUCGGAUGUUGGGUGACCCCUGAAUGCAGUGCAUUUUCUUCAUCAUCGCGGCGGUGA